Molecule: messenger RNA, 663 nt
Organism: Annulohypoxylon truncatum
Lineage: Eukaryota; Fungi; Ascomycota; Sordariomycetes; Xylariales; Hypoxylaceae
Exons: 1
Coding region: 1-663 (220 amino acids)
Source: RefSeq, a predicted model, not a curated record
AUGUGGGAAACUGGUUUAAGCAGAAGAUUCAAGCACCGCAAGGACCCCCAUUAUGUCGUCGCAAUCAUUCGCGAUAUCCUCCAGUCAAGGAAGAUACCGGUGUCUUUCCAGGGUACGCACGAUUUGGUUGUACCCGAUCCGGCUCCCAACACCGUCAUCUGCGAGAACUUGGUAGGAAUUAUUCAGGAUAAUGUUGUGUCGCGAGGUGUCUUCGAAAACAAAGAUCACGCGCCGCAAAUCAUUAGCAUCAUUAACAAGAUGCUAAGCCCUGCUUCUCAGCUACGCGUGCAUAGAAUGAUCGAACAGGCUCAGGCUCCAGGCCAAGCUUCUCCCAUCAUUACUACCAUUCUCAAGGAACUGAUUCAGAAGCUUGUUAAUGCGGUUUAUGCCGCUUAUCGCUCUGAACAAGUAGUGAUGGCGGCUGCUGCUGCAGUCGAUAAUUGGGAGCCCAUCCUUCAGCCUGUCACUCCUAAUGCUAUUGAGGAAGACAAUGGCGGCGUAGAACAGGGUACCGCGGUAGUAGAUGGCUAUGACAUGGUCGUUCUAUCUUUGAAGCGAGAGCACGAUGAUGGCGAGAGUUCGGACGCGAAACGUAUUUGCGUGAAUACGGACGGGGAUGAUGACGUUCCUAAGACCAUUCCUCGACAUUGUGUUUUCAUGUAG